ACCCCAGGCCGCCUCCCCGCCGCCGCCGCCGCCGCCGCCUCCCCGCCGCCCGGCCUCCCUGCGAGCGCUCCACCAUGGACAGUCCUGUUUUCACCUUAUAAAGAUGGCGGUGCGGGAUCGCUGCAACCUUUAGACUAAUGACUGUCCGAAACAUCGCCUCCAUCUGUAAUAUGGGCACCAAUGCCUCUGCUCUGGAAAAAGACAUUGGUCCAGAGCAGUUUCCAAUCAAUGAACACUACUUCGGAUUGGUCAACUUUGGAAACACUUGCUACUGUAACUCCGUGCUUCAGGCCUUGUACUUCUGCCGGCCGUUCCGGGAGAAUGUGUUGGCUUAUAAGGCCCAGCAAAAAAAGAAGGAAAACUUGUUGACGUGCCUGGCAGACCUUUUCCACAGCAUUGCCACGCAGAAGAAGAAGGUUGGCGUGAUCCCACCAAAGAAGUUCAUUUCGAGGUUGAGGAAAGAGAAUGAUCUCUUUGAUAACUACAUGCAGCAGGAUGCUCACGAAUUUUUAAAUUAUUUGCUAAACACUAUUGCGGACAUCCUGCAGGAAGAGAAGAAACAGGAGAAACAAAACGGAAAAUUAAAAAACGGCAACAUGAACGAACCUGCGGAGAAUAAUAAGCCAGAACUCACCUGGGUCCAUGAGAUAUUUCAGGGAACGCUCACCAAUGAAACUCGAUGCUUGAACUGUGAAACUGUUAGUAGCAAAGAUGAAGAUUUUCUUGACCUUUCUGUUGAUGUGGAGCAGAAUACAUCUAUUACCCACUGUCUAAGAGACUUCAGCAACACGGAAACACUGUGUAGUGAACAGAAAUAUUAUUGUGAAACGUGCUGCAGCAAACAGGAGGCCCAGAAGAGGAUGAGAGUCAAAAAGCUGCCCAUGAUCCUGGCCCUGCACCUAAAGCGCUUCAAGUACAUGGAGCAGCUGCACAGGUACACCAAGCUGUCCUACCGGGUGGUCUUCCCGCUGGAGCUCCGGCUCUUCAACACCUCCAGCGAUGCGGUGAACCUGGACCGCAUGUACGACCUGGUCGCGGUGGUGGUUCAUUGCGGCAGCGGUCCGAAUCGUGGGCAUUAUAUUACUAUUGUGAAAAGUCAUGGCUUCUGGCUUCUGUUUGAUGAUGACAUUGUAGAGAAAAUAGAUGCCCAAGCUAUUGAAGAAUUCUAUGGCCUGACAUCAGAUAUAUCAAAAAAUUCAGAAUCUGGAUAUAUUUUAUUCUAUCAGUCAAGAGAAUAAUUUAAAGAACCGUGGGACUAAUUCAAGUGGGGCAAAAUAUUCAAAGCACUAUUACCUGGUUUCUCUGCAGACUUUCUUCUUCCCCAGCAGCCCACCAGUGGUAUUACUCCGAGUCUCAAUGGUCUGGCUGUGUUAGACUCUCUCGCCCCUUGUUUUUUUACAUACAGCACUACUUGUGGUCUUAUUUUAGUCUGAGGUAGAGUUAACUGCAAUCAGAUUGUAGUAAGAUUUAUAUGAAUAACAGUUGCUAAUUUUAGGAUUGGGUAAAUGCUAUGCCACUGGCUCUGUCUGGCUGAAUUAGAAUGACAUUUCCUCUGAAUGUCUACCGUCUAUUUGGGGUCUUUGCUAAACUUCCUAAAUGGCUUCCGGGGUCUCCUUUCAAUGCAUUCCUUUAAGUUGCCCCUGGAAACGUUGCUCCCCAUUUUUAGCUUCUCUGCUUCUUUUCUGACAGAAGGACAGAAGAAUUGGGUAGAUGGCCACCUUUUAGGGGGCUGCAACUGUAGCUUUAAGUUUGUGCAAGUGAAAAUGUUUAAAAGUGAGUGACCUCGAUACUGAAAUCAUCCUCCAGGUGGAACAGGAUGAAGAGAAGCUGUUCAUGGUGGCUAGCAUCUGCCAGGGGGCGUGCUCACCUAGCUGUUAGAAUUCCACGGGCUAAGAAGGUGUGGAGCUCAGGGCAGGCAAAGCCAAGAGGAGGCGGCUUUUGUGGACAGUGAAAAGUUACUUUUCUUACCUUUCUGCCAAAACUAAGUUUCAGGAAAAUAACUCUAUGCUGUUUGUUUUUAGUGACACUUUUCUUCUGUCAGGUCAUGUGAGUUGUAUCUAUCCUUUAUCUGGCACUGCUAAGCUUUCCAAGGUAUCUUUCCAAUCCCGCUGGUGUUUUGCAGUCUGUGCUCCCAGGGCUGAGAUGCCGUGGUGACUGCCUCCAGCACAGCUCUCCUUAGCCAGUCAGUACCAACAUCAUUCUUUAUCAGGAAGAACAAAGGCACUGUACCGUUACUACCAUCAGCCACGCUGUACAACUCUUCACUUUUUAACAUUUCAGUCUGUUUACUGAGGCGCUGGCAAGUCCCAGGGCUAAUAUGGACCCUUCCCUAGAGGGAAUACUGGAGUUAGCUGGGUACGAAGGUGGGUCAAAGGAAGUGUCAGUGGGCAGGCGGAGGAAUGAACAAAAUGGCGGCGUUUCUUUGGCUCAGACUCCUAGGAUGCUUGACAAGACAGAGUUUUUUGGAAGACCCUCAUCUCACCGUAGUUACUUUUACUUUUUUCACUUUUGUUAUAUAUGUAUUUAUUAGAUGGUAUGAGGAUUGGUACCUUUUAUUAAAAGGGUCGAUUUGGUGUUUUGCCGUCAAGCUGGUUUUUGGUUUCCUACAAAUACCAUGAGUCGUAGCUCUUGGCUUCUUUUGGGAGGUCAGUUGAUUUCCAUACACUAUAAUAUACUGUGAACAUAUUAUUUUGUUACCUAAUAAAUCAGCGAAUGAACAUGCAAACAUUUGGCAUAACGUGGACUAAAAUUGAAAUUGAAAAGGUUAGUGGCCGUUUUGCAACAAUUAAGAGCAUAGCACUUUAUCUAGAUGAAAACUGGAUUUGUUAUCUUGAAAUAUCUUGAACUGUUUGUUGCUCAGAACUUAAAUAAGCAUGCCAACACUCAUUUGUUCAUGCUUGAAGUCAAAUGUUCUACUCUUCACUGGAGAAGACAAAAACAGGGUGAUCUUCACGUUAUUGUUUUAUACAAGUGACGAAAAUAUACCUUGCCUUGUUUAGAGGCAAAUUCAUAUUUAUAAAUAUUUUGUCUUUUUUUCCUCCAUGAAACAUAUGCAGUUAUCACUUACCUGGAAGGUGAGUUUUUAUUCUGUUUUUAAGGAGAGACGCUUUCCAGUUGAAGGUGAUUGAUAUAGGGAACUGUUUGUGCCAUAUAUAACCCAUAUAUUUGACUGCAGGUUGCAAAGUUUAAAAAAAUGAUGGUUGAUCUCUAAUAUAUUUGGAA
Molecule: messenger RNA, 3222 nt
Organism: Ceratotherium simum simum (southern white rhinoceros)
Lineage: Eukaryota; Metazoa; Chordata; Mammalia; Perissodactyla; Rhinocerotidae
Gene: USP46
Product: ubiquitin specific peptidase 46
Biological process (GO): protein deubiquitination
Cellular component (GO): nucleus; cytosol
Molecular function (GO): cysteine-type deubiquitinase activity
Source: RefSeq, a predicted model, not a curated record